AUGGAGAAGCUAAUGCUCUUAUUAAUCUGCCUUUGUGGAGCGACAUAUGCUGCAGUUAUUGAAAGGCCAUUGAAAGAAAUUGACUUCUAUCAGCUCUAUAAUGUGGCCGAUCCCGAGGCUUCAAUUAGUCUUAGGAGUAAACGUUCAACGCUGGAUCGCAUAGCCGAUCAUGGCUAUCCGGUUGAACAUCAUCAUAUAGUCACGGAAGACGGUUAUGUAGUUGGCGUUUUUCGUAUACCCUAUUCCCAUAAGCUCCAAAAUCAAAAUGAAGUUCGACCCAUUGUUCUUAUACAACAUGGUUUGAUGAGCUGUUCCGAUGCCUGGAUUUUGGCUGGACCCAAUGAUGCCUUGCCCUAUUUGCUGGCCGAUGCUGGCUAUGAUGUUUGGCUGGGUAAUGGACGUGGCAAUACAUAUUCACGGAAUCACACAACACGAUCAACAAAACAUCCAGACUUCUGGAAGUUUAGUUGGCAUGAGAUUGCCUACUAUGAUAUAGCAGCCAUGAUUGAUUAUGCCCUCAGUACUGAGAAUGGUCUGCAACAGAAGGAAAAGUCCAUACACUAUGUGGGUCAUUCUCAAGGCACUACGGUUUUCUUUGCUUUAAUGUCCACGCGUCCAGAGUAUAAUGAAAAAAUCAGGACUGCCCAUAUGUUUGCACCAGUUGCCAUUAUGAAAAAUAUGGAAAAUAGAUUGGUUCGAACAUUAUCGCCGUAUUUGGGCUACCACAACGUCUACUCCAGUUUGUUUGGCUCCCAGGAGUUUAUACCAGGAAACGGUUUUCUAUUGGCCUUGUUUUUUAACACCUGUGAACCGGAUUUAUGGGCUCGCCCAGUUUGUCUGCGUGCCAUGGACUCACUUUAUGGCAAUGGACGUGUGAAUAUUACUGCAAUGCCUGAGGGAAUGGCUACUCAUCCUGCUGGUUGUUCCACCAAUCAAAUUCUACAUUAUAUGCAAGAAAAUCAAUCAGGAUAUUUUCGUCAAUUUGAUUAUGGUAAAGCCAAGAAUUUGAAAAAGUAUGGCACUGAACAGCCACCAGAUUAUCCUGUCGAACAGAUCACAUCUGCGGUGCAUCUAUGGUAUUCGGAUAACGAUGUCAUGGCGGCUGUGGAAGAUGUGGAAACCAUAGCAGAACGUAUGCCCAAUGUGUUCAUGCAUCACAUGGAGGAUCCUUUGUGGGAUCAUGCAGAUUAUGCCUUAAAUUGGGAAAUUCGUGAGUUUGUGAAUGAACCAGUUAUUGCCAUAAUGGAAGCAUAUGAAAUGGAACUUAGCCAAGUGUGA
Messenger RNA from Drosophila willistoni, 1278 nucleotides. Its product is annotated as lipase 3. The record is from RefSeq and is a predicted model, not a curated record. Gene Ontology annotation, molecular function: hydrolase activity, acting on ester bonds. Lineage: Eukaryota; Metazoa; Arthropoda; Insecta; Diptera; Drosophilidae. Gene Ontology annotation, biological process: lipid metabolic process. The transcript has 3 exons. The coding region runs from base 1 to 1278 and encodes 425 amino acids.